GCCGAGGGGCACCAGGCGACUUUUCAUUUUGUUCUGACCGCACUACGAUCCUCCGCGAUGCCGCUGCGCUGCUCUCCUGCCUCGGCUGAGGCGGGCAGCGCGAGAGACAGCGCGGAGGACGAGAGGAGGAGAGGAGGAUGCGGGUGAGGAGGCCGAAAAAACGCCCGAAACCAAAUCCUUCUGCUGAGAGCCCAUGAGCGGGCAGUCACGAUGCGAUGGGGCUCCAGACCAUAAUGGGACGGAUUUCCAUAGGAUGCUACCUGAGCUGUGGCAUCCUCGUGCUUUUCGCCUUGCGAGUCCAGGCUACCUCGAAGAGAGGGUCCAGGGGCGAGGCCCUCCAGUCCGGGACCCUCCCCCGCUUCCUGCAGGAGCCCGACGACGCCUACAUCAUCAAGAGCCACCCCAUCCAGCUGCGCUGCCGGGCCCAGCCCGCGCUGCAGAUCUUCUUCAAGUGCAACGGGGAAUGGGUCCAUCAGAGCCAGCACCUGGCCCAGGAGCACACCGACCUGGGCACCGGGGUGAAGUUCCGCGAGGUCCUGAUUAACGUGUCGCGGCAGCAGGUGGAGGACUUCCACGGGCCCGAGGACUACUGGUGUCUGUGUGUCGCCUGGAGCCACCUGGGGACGUCCAAGAGCCGCAAGGCCAGCGUCCGCAUUGCAUACCUGAGGAAGAACUUUGAGCAGGACCCCCAGGGCACCGAGGUGCCUCUUAAGGGCAUGAUCGUGCUGCACUGCCGGCCCCCAGAGGGCGUGCCAUUGGCCGAGGUAUCCUGGCUGAAGAACGACGAACCGCUGAACAUGGACACUAAGGUCGGCUCGAGAGCCGACCACAACCUCAUCAUCUCCGAGGCCCGCCUGUCCGACUCGGGCAACUACACCUGCCAGGCGAGCAACAUCGUGGCCACGCGGCGAAGUGCCAACGCCGCCGUGGUCGUUUACGUGAACGGCGGCUGGUCUCUCUGGACCGACUGGUCGCUAUGUAACGUGCGCUGUGGGCGGGGCUUGCAGAAGCGCUCGCGCACCUGCACCAACCCGGCGCCGCUCAACGGGGGGGCCCUCUGCCAGGGCAUGUCGGUACAGAAGAGCACCUGCAACACAAUCUGUCCAGUGGACGGCGGCUGGGGCCCGUGGAGCCUGUGGACGGCGUGCGGCGUGGACUGCGGGCGCCAGCGGAGCCGGGACUGCGCCGAGCCCGAGCCGCGGCACGGGGGCCGGCCCUGCGACGGUCCCGGGCUGGGGGCCGACAACUGCACCGGGGGCCUCUGCAUACAGAAUGGAAAUCUGCUUCAUGACAUCAAGCCACAAGAGGUGGAGAGCAGCAGUGACGUGGUGCUGUACUCUGGGCUGAGUGCGGGGGUCCUGACGGUGGUGGUCCUGAUCGUGGUGGUCACUCUGUACCGGAGGAGCCACAGCGAGUACGGCGUGGACGUCAUCGACUCCUCCGCCCUCACCGGCGGCUUCCAGUCCUUCACCUAUAAGACGUCCCGCCAAGUGUGUUCAGGAAACCCCCUGCUGAUCAACUCGUCCAUGCAGCCUGACCUGAGCGGGUCGCAGACCUACACCAGCCCCAUGUGCUUUCAGGACUCCAUGGACAAGGAGCUGAUGGCCGACCACUCCCUGCUGGACCCGCUGCCCGACAUCAUGGUCAAAGGGAAAGGGGUGAUGGCCGAGUACCACGUGAUGUCCCAUCCCAGGACCUUCCCGCGGGGCGUGGCGCCGGACUACCAGGGCGUGGGCGUAGACGCAACGCUGGGCCGCAGGGGGAAGACCCUCUUCAUCCGGCACGGCCUGCCCCGGCCUCCUCCCCCUCCUCUUCCUCCCCCGCUGAAGACCACCAGGGUGCUGGGCCACGCCGGAGGAAGGCUGGUCGUACCCAACACUGGCAUUAGCCUGCUGGUGCCCCGCGGAGGGAUAGCUGAAGACACGAGCUGGGAGAUGUACAUGAUCAUCAACCAGGAGGACAGCAGCACGGCGCCAGAGGAGGAGGACGAGGUCCUGCUGAGCCCGGAGGUGACCUACGGCCCCCCGGGGCUGGACCUGUCCUGCCCUGUUGCUCUGUCGGUGGCGCACUGCGCCGACCUCAGCGGCCCCGCCGACGCCACCUGGGCCGUCCGUCUGAAGAGGAGGACCCCGGAGAACAAGUGGGAGGAAGUGAUGUCCAUGGACGAGGAGAGCACCUCCUGCUACGGCCUCCUGGAGGCGGAGCGGUGCCACCUGCUGGUGGGCCGCCCGGGCCGCUACGCCCUGGUGGGCCGGCCCCUGAGCCAGGCAGCCGCCAAGAGGCUGAGGCUGGCCGUGUUCGGGGGCCCCGACCUCAGCAACCCGCUGGGCUACAACCUGAGGGUGUACUGCGUGGACGACACCCCCCACGCCCUGCAGGCCGUGGCGGUGCUGGAGUGUGUGAGGGGAGGCCGUCUGCUGGAGGAGCCCAGGACGCUGCAGUUCAGUGGGGACGGCUUCAGCCUGCAGGUCUCCAUCCAGGACCUCCCACAGCUCCUCUGGAGCAUCAAGCCCUUUACCACCUGCCAGGAGUUCUCAUUCGCCCAGGUGUGGGGCCGGGACCACCACCCGCUGCAGUGUGCCUUCUCCUUGGAGUACCUCGGCCCCCCGCCCACGCCCCCAAAGCUCUCCUGCAAGAUCAGCGUACGGCAGGUCAAAGGUCGCGAGCAGAUCCUCCAGGUUUACACCUCGGCGGCAGAGCAGAGUGAAAAGGGACCGAUUCCUCUCUUCCCCCCAUCCCACUGUCCCCUCACCUCCGAGUCGGAGUCAACCGCCUUCAAGAUCCCCCCGUCCAUCCAUCAGCGCAUCUGUGCCACCUUCGACUCGGCCAACUCCAAGGGCAAGGACUGGCAACUGCUGGCCCAGAAGCUCCACUUAGACAGGAACCUGAGCUACUUCGCCUGCCAGAGGAGCCCCUCAGCGGUCAUCCUCAGCCUGUGGGAGACCCAGCACCAGACCUCGGGGGACGUGGACUCCCUGGCCUGUGCUCUGGAGGAGAUCGACAGGGCCCCGUCACCCGGGACAUUCACCCCACUGGGGCAGGGCAGCGACCGGCCAGACUCUGGAUUCUCUUAAAACACAGAACGCCCCCGGGAGUUGGCAGGCCUUUGUAUGGUUCACAUCGGGAGGACCCAGACCCAGACCUCUGUAGGGGACUUUUAAGUUGCAUGAGCUCUGGUGAGGAUCCCAUGGUGGAGCUACGGGAGGAGGAAGAGGAGGCGCAGUAGCAGCGGUGGUGUUGGAGCCCGCCUAGCGGUUCCGCCCAGAGGAGGGGGUCCAGGAGGAGGAUUGCCGCCGUGAAGAAGACGAGAGGCUGAAAUCCUGGAGGCUUUGUUCCGCCUGCGGUGUCGGUCACUCCGAGCCGCGCAGAACAGCCACAGGAAACACCUCGAAGGAAGUGAAGGGACUCUGAGCUUCUUCACUUCGUUUUUUUGUCGAAACAAAAAGAUGCUAACCUCUGCUUAGGUCUUAAGGGAACGCCACGCUCCGACACGGUGAACGCUGGAGCAGGAAUGCAAACACAGGCCAGGUAGAGAGGGAAGUGUGGGCUUCCCUCGGGGGGCUGGGAAUACUGUUCAAGAAUCAUGUGCAUCUCGGACCGCCUAUCGCUGAGCCCCUGAGGACCGACCACACUACUUAUUUCUUGGGGGGGGGUCUGCCAAAAUCGUAGUGUUUUAUGUCCAUGGUCGUGUUCUUUUCAUUCAUGAUUUAUUGUGUUAUUCCCUGUGUUUCUAAUGUUACAAAGGCAGGUGAAAGAGUGAAAAUUGGCAAGACACACUAAUCGACUCCUCUCUGAUAUUGAGUUAAUCAAAUGGUUCAUCGGAUCAUCGAACACUAAACGGAUCACUCAGUGAAACGGAAGACCGUCAGAGAGGAUAGAUUUCUGUGAGCAGGGAUUUUGGAAAGCAUUAUAAUAUCGUCUUGCGGUAAAAAUAAACACAGUUUCUCUCAUGCACGGGAACACAUGCGUACACAAAAUGCUCUCUUUCACAAAUACAUAGAAACACACACAUACAGAAGAACAACUCUCACACAGAGAGCGACACACACACAGGAACAAAAGAACAGUUUAUCCCUCUUACAGGAAUGCACACACACACACACACACACACACACACACACACACACACACACACACACACACACACACACACACACACACACACACACACACAAUGACAGCUCUCACAUAGACAGAAACACACACACACACACACACGCGCAAACACACACACACACGCACACACACACACACACACACCACAACAACUAACUAACUCUCAGAAUACUAGUCUUACAUACAUAUCAUGUUGUUGUCGUAAAGUCGUGUACUACUGCAUAUUAUACCAUUGGGCGUCGCUUUGCUUAGGAUCUUUUUGAUCAGUACUUUUCCGUGAGUGUUUCCAUGCCAUUGCUUCGCGGAGGAACACCUUGUGCUAGCCCUCAUCAGGAUUUUACUUUAGAGGAUCACGCUCGGAUCCCCUUCCAAGAUGUGGUUUCUCCUUGGAGAUAUCGCUCCAAUUACGGUCGGAUCCCCUUCCAAGAUGUGAUUUCUCCUUGGAGAUAUCUCUCCAAUGACCUCUCUGCUCCGCCAACACACGUCCGCCCACCCCAAGGAAGGGAAGGGCCCGGUACCCCUGCAGAACCCUCUACAACUAAAUUCUAAAUCCAAUCCCCAUAUUUUAAUCCUAAAUAUACGAUAGCAAACACACCUGAAGUAUUUUAGGUUUAAAAUCUGGGAUUGGCGUCGGAAGGGGAUCCGAAUAGGGGCCAAUUCCUCUCUUCCAGCCUUCAGCCUUCAAGAUCCCCCCGUCCAUCCAUCAGCGCAUCUGUGCCACCUCGGCCAACUCCGAGGGCAAGGAGUUGAUGGCCCAGAAGACGUGUAUUGCCUCCUAUGUUGUCUCCGGGUCCACUUUAGAAAAUUAAGAUACUUUUGCGCCAUUGAUUAAUGGAUGAUGUAUGGCAAUCAUCAUUUAUUUCUAAUUCUUUCUUUAAAUAUAUAUUUUUAUAAAAAUGUAAAAGUAUUUGAGAAUUUAUAUAUAUUAUUGAAUGACAAUUGCACCCGAUCAGAAUAAGAUACUGUUUAAUCAAUACAUUCAUAUCAGCCUUGAUAAACCAUUCAAAUAUAACUCAAUGAAUGACAAAACGUUGUAUGAUAAGUUUUCAAUCCAUUAACUUAUAAUUGAUGAUUUUCUAUAGAGGAUAAUUAUUGCAAAGGUAUUUCAAAAGCUCCCCUGUCGGGAAAAAAUAUCAUGUCAUUUUGAUUUUGUAAGCUCAAGAGUGUGUGUGUGUGUGUGUGUGUGUGUGUGUGUGUGUGUGUGUGUGUGUGUGUGUGUGUGUGUGUGUGUGUGUGUGUGUGUGUGUGUGUGUGUGUGUGUGUGUGUGUGUGUGGUCUUACUUUGUGUACUUUGCAAGGUGGUUGGGUAGCACACGGUUUCCAUGUGUAACACACUGAAUUAAGUUACUAGCCCGUAGCUCCACUCGUAGGUAAGAGAUGUGGGCUUCUGAUGGUGACAUUUGGUACGGCCCUGGCCCAUGUGUAGAUCAGAGGACGGGAUGUCCCUAAGGAUGAAGAAUGAUUGGCGUGUCUGAGUAAAUAAAAACCAAACUAUUCUCAAACAUAAA
Messenger RNA from Gadus macrocephalus (Pacific cod), 5624 nucleotides. Its product is annotated as netrin receptor UNC5D-like. Gene Ontology annotation, cellular component: membrane. Gene Ontology annotation, molecular function: protein binding; netrin receptor activity. Gene Ontology annotation, biological process: netrin-activated signaling pathway. The transcript has 18 exons. The record is from RefSeq and is a predicted model, not a curated record. Lineage: Eukaryota; Metazoa; Chordata; Actinopteri; Gadiformes; Gadidae. Bases 216 to 3074 code for a protein of 952 amino acids.